Messenger RNA from Ilyonectria robusta, 3077 nucleotides. RefSeq lists its product as uncharacterized. NCBI's taxonomy places the organism in Eukaryota, Fungi, Ascomycota, Sordariomycetes, Hypocreales, Nectriaceae. Gene Ontology annotation, biological process: DNA repair; DNA replication. The transcript has a single exon. Bases 154 to 2781 code for a protein of 875 amino acids. Gene Ontology annotation, molecular function: DNA binding; 5'-flap endonuclease activity. The record is from RefSeq and is a predicted model, not a curated record. Gene Ontology annotation, cellular component: nucleus; Slx1-Slx4 complex.
GGGUCAUCGUUAAUCCAACCAGUCGCGACGCUUGGCAUCCGUGAAGAGUUGGAGCUGGCGUGUCUCGACAGCCUCCUCGACGCCACAGCCAUUCUGUUGCCGACCAGAAUCCUGAGAUGCGCGGCGCGCACUCAGUUUUCUGCCUUGGGAGCAAUGACAUCUCCUGAUCCGUUUCGAGCAUCGCCACCUGGCACACGACGCGAGCGGCUUGUCAUCGGAUCCUCGUCCCCAGGUCUCCCCCCGCUCCAGGAUAUUCUGUCUCAAAAGUCCGUUCGACCCCCUUUGCGAAGCGGUAGUAAAGCUGCACCGAUUCCGGAUGAUGCCCCGACGAGUUUUAUCUCGGCACGAAACCUUUGGCAAUCUACGGAGACUACGCCAGAGGCACCACAAGCUGACCAACCUGACCAACCUCUUAUCGAAAGGGCUUGCGACGCCGAUGUAUCAGUUUCAAUUGUCGAAAUCCCGCCAGAAUCUCGACCGAAGCCUCGAAAGCCAAGAGCCCAGAAAGGAAAGGGGAAGAAAGUGGAUGGACCGAGCGAAACGACGGACGAAUCCAAGCCUGCCAAAAAGGAACGAAUUCGGAAGAAGCCACAGCCCAAGGCCAAGAAAAUCGAGCAAAAAGAUGGCCACACAGAGGUUGGAACGAAAUCCGGGAGGUCAAAAGCAGGAGGCAGUGGCAGCACCGGCACGACGAGUAAACACUUUGAAUCAACGACCGAUCCCGAUCUAUCGGCAAAAGUGAAGGAAAGCCAUGCAAAUGAACCGCUGGAAUUGGAGUUUGCGACCGCUCGGAAAGCGGACUGGACGCCCCCCGCCCAAAAGGUCAUCAUCAACAUCGACUCGGAUUGCUCAACCAUCAAAAAGCUAGCGUCAGAUGGUAACGGCCAACAGAGCCCGACAUUCAGAAACCUCCUCAAAGAUUACGCGUGCCCAGAUGAAGCUCCCCAAACCACCUCGGCACCUUUGGACGAAGACUCAGGCUUUCUCAAGAAAAGGAAACGCAUUGAACUUGUGAAAGAUGCAAACCCGCCAGAGCCAGAAGUCCCCAAGAAAUCACCAACCAAAAAGAAGGCACCUAGGAAAAAACCCAGAACAAUCACCGAGGUUGCAACUGCGGCCUAUAAAACACCAACGCAACCGGAUCCUGAACCCAUCGACUCAAUUUUGAACCAUUUUCCAUUGGAUGCUGGCCCAGCCCCUCCUGCAGUCGAGCCCGCAAAGAACGGCAAAGGCAAACCAAGCACUCGGAAGAGGCCUUCUAGGGCGACGAAGAAGAAAGCCCCACCGCCAAAGCCCAUUUUGCUUUCGCCUGGGGCAGCGCUCGACCAGGUUGCGAAACAAAAUUUCCUCUUUGGAACAUCAAGCCAAUUAGCAAGGGAACCAUCGCCGACGGUUCUCCGGGACCUUCAAGCUGCAAUAAAGCGGUCUUACCAGGAUGACUUUGACGAUUUUGCCACGCCAAUCAACAGCGAUGCCAUCGAACCUCUAGAUCAACGACCCAGGUUAUGGGAGGCAGCGGCAAGGGAUACUGAGGGUGAUCUCUUUGAUAUCGAAGUCAUUAACCUUGCUGAGAGCUCGCCGCAGUUACCUACCACGCGCGCUGUUACUGACCCGUUUGGAUAUUUCAGAAACGAGGGUCAGGGUGUUGUACCUGCUAUUGCGACAGGAGUUGUUGCGUCUGAAGGUGCUGAUUCAUUCGUCAACUUGUCUGACAUUCUACCCUCACCCGGCGGGAUACCAACGCAGGUUGAAGAGGGCGAGUCUCCAUUCUUCUCUGGGAGCGAUGGCUCGGCCAACACCAACAUCCGGGAACAGGCACCCCCUCACCGCUCCCUCAUAGCUCCCGCGGAUCAAACAAGUGGAUCACGGCAAGAAAUUGCCCCCCUUGAUCAGCCAUCACGACCGAAGUACGAGCUUUUGACUGAUAUUCAGCUCGCAAAGGAAGUCAAAACAUACGGCUUCAAGCCAAUCAAGAGACGAAGUGCCAUGAUCGCCUUGUUAGAUCAAUGUUGGCAAAGCAAGGUUCGAAUAGGCCAAGCCAGUAUGCACACAAGCGCUACUCUGUCCGCGGCCGCUUCUAAACCUUCACAAUCAAGCAAUCUGGCACUGGUUUCCAGCCCUGGAAAGAGACCACGAGGCCGGCCGAGGAAGAACAGUGUCAGUGCCUCGGAACCGCAAGAGCCACCGCCAUCUGCACAGCCACCAGAUACUCCAAAACGACCUCGAGGUCGGCCGAGGAAGGAUAGUGCCAGUCCGUCGCCAAUCGCGAAAUCUCGACCGAAGCCGAAGUCAAAGUCGCCAAAGAAAUCUGCGAUCUCCCCAAGGCGUAAGAAAGCUGAUGCCAAGGCCGCCAUCGAAAUUCCCGACUCUGCUUCAGAAAAUGCGACCGACUUUGCAUCUUCGCCUGACUCUUCGGUCGAGCGAAUGUUUUCGUCGCCACCGCCUCUUGAUUUAUCGCUUUCCAUGGCGGAUGACACAGAGCUUUCUCUAAUGGCGUCCCAGACUGAUCAACAGACAACAUUGUUUGACCACGUCACAAAAGCAAUCAAGUCAACUCCUCGGACAACAGACCCCGCGAAUCCCUCAUGGCACGAGAAGAUUUUACUCUACGAUCCCAUUGUCCUUGAAGACCUCGCGGCAUGGCUAAAUUCGGGCGAGCUAACUCGGGCUGGGUAUGAUGGUGAGAUCAGCCCAGGAGAGGUCAAGAAAUGGUGUGAGUCUAAGAGUGUAUGCUGUUUAUGGAAGGUUAACUUGCGUGGGAAAGAACGAAAGCGUUUUUGAUAUGAUUUAGACGAGCGAGGCGUUCGCAUUGCGAUGGAAUUCCGCGGCGUUAUUCGGGCUGUAUCAACACAAUGAUCAGCAAUUUUAUCAACUUCGUUUCCUUCAAAUCUCCUUACCACUCUGAUGCCAGGGAGUGACCAUACUCCCAAGCUUCUACCUCCUACUAGUCAGAGGCUGUAGAUCAGGAGUGUAUGCAUUAUUGAACUUACUAGAUGAUACUACCAUAGGAUAGGUCAAGGCGUAAGCCCAUUCUGUCGAUUCAUUUAAGGGAACUUUUUUUAAGGUCAUACCUUCGU